UCGAUUCUCCUUGUUCUACCCUGGAUCAAAAUUGGCUGAAACAGAUAGCGUGUUUUUCUUGUCAUGGAUCAUUUGACUUCGAUUGAUUUUUAAAUGGGUAUUGCUAUGUCGUUGUUGAAUGAAUGGGGUUGGUGUUAGAAGCAGUUUUCCAUGUGGGUUUUGAUUUUCAUGUGCUGAAGACUUCAUAACUCACUGUAAUUGAUAGUGGUAAACUGUGAACUCAGUUGGUUAUAACUUGCUAACAGGCAGAAAGUUGUUGAAGUCCCUCAAUUGUGCUUCCCUGCAUCCUUUCCCAAAGUCUCUGUCUGGUGCAAUGGUUUAUAUAACUGAGUGGGACAAGUUUGUGGAGCAAUCCAUUGAGCUGUUCCGUGCAGAUCCUGAUUCUACACGGUACGUCAUGAAGUACAGGCACUGUGAUGGAAAGUUGGUACUCAAGGUCACUGAUAACCAACAGUGUCUAAAGUAUAAGACAGACCAAGCACAAGAGGCUAAGAAAAUGGAGAAACUGAAUAAUAUGUUCUUUGCUUUGAUGGCUCGUGGUCCUGAUGUUGAUCUAUCAGAAGUCACUGGAAAAGAGCAAAUGGAUGCUCAGCCAACCAAGAAAGGAAGAGGAAGGAAGCAAUAACUUGGCCUUUUGCUAGACAAGAUGGUUUUAUGAAUCACAGGACCAACUAAGGUUGAGUAGUUACAUUUUCCCGACCUAAUGAUUACUUCGUCAGAUUCUUAUGAUGAGAGGUUUAUAUAUUGAAGUUUUGAAGUCUCAAUUUCUGAUCUCUGGCAGUCUUGAGUAUUACAAAAUUUAGUUAUAUCUCUCCAGUUCAUGUUCACCUUCUAAUUUGUACGGCCGUUGCUUGAACUUACCAACUACAUAAAUUAGAUUGGUGACCAAAUUGUUGAAGGUACUACAUGGAGUGAAUAUUGGAUCCCAUGCCGCAAGGAUGCACAUGAAAUAAUGUGUUUAAUUACUGUGUGUUUUGUUUCAUGUUAGACAAUUAAUUUUGAGUCCAAAAUUGAUUUUAGCUAA
Molecule: messenger RNA, 1024 nt
Organism: Glycine soja
Lineage: Eukaryota; Viridiplantae; Streptophyta; Magnoliopsida; Fabales; Fabaceae
Product: signal recognition particle 9 kDa protein-like
Exons: 5
Coding region: 314-625 (103 amino acids)
Biological process (GO): negative regulation of translational elongation; SRP-dependent cotranslational protein targeting to membrane
Cellular component (GO): signal recognition particle, endoplasmic reticulum targeting
Molecular function (GO): 7S RNA binding
Source: RefSeq, a predicted model, not a curated record